Penicillium daleae is the source of this 2283-nucleotide messenger RNA. RefSeq names its product alpha-1,2-mannosidase family protein. Gene Ontology annotation, molecular function: peptide-N4-(N-acetyl-beta-glucosaminyl)asparagine amidase activity; carbohydrate binding. Bases 1 to 2283 code for a protein of 760 amino acids. The record is from RefSeq and is a predicted model, not a curated record. The transcript is spliced from 5 exons. Gene Ontology annotation, cellular component: cytosol; nucleus. Lineage: Eukaryota; Fungi; Ascomycota; Eurotiomycetes; Eurotiales; Aspergillaceae. Gene Ontology annotation, biological process: protein quality control for misfolded or incompletely synthesized proteins; carbohydrate metabolic process; glycoprotein catabolic process.
AUGACGUCCUUCAGGAUGCUGACUGGCCUCACUUUGCUGGCAUUGUCUGCGGCAGAAGACUUGACCAAGCAUGUUGAUGUCUUCAUGGGAACACAAAGUGGGGGCAAUGAUUUCCCCGGAGCUGCAAGACCAUUUGGCAUGGUCAAACUGGGCCCUGAUCUUCUCCAGUCCGGUACAGAUUCAUAUGCGGGAUAUCUACCCAAUGGCAAGUUCUCCGGCUUCAGUUUGAUGCACGAACAGGGUACUGGAGGUGCUCCCAAGUACGGUACUGUCUCGCAGUUGCCGUUGGUAGGCAACGUCACGGAUCCUCUGUCUAACAUCACUGUCGCUCGGUCUGGAACCGAUGCAGGCUCUGUUGGAUACUACAGGGCCCAGACAGCAGAUGGUGUUGAGGUUGAGCUGAGUGCUUCUGCUCGGGCAGGAAUCUACCGGUAUACAUUCCCGAGUAACUCGGAAAACAACAUCUUGGUGGAUGUUUCACAUGUACUGCCGUCGUUCCGUGGCCAAGGGCUUGGUCAGAACUAUGAAGGUGGGAACUUGACCAUCUUUGCCGAUGGGCAUUAUGAAGGUCUUGGAACCUACAACAAUGGAUGGAACGAGGCUCCUGAUUGGAAAAUCUACUUUUGCGGCUACUUCGAAUCCGAUGCAACAAGCAACAAGACAUACAUCGCAACAGGUGCUGCUCCUAGCAUCGAGAAGCCGGGUGGCUCUGUCUUUUCCACUUCGGAUUCCACUCGAAUUGGUGCAUUGUUCACCUUCAGUGAAGAAGAAAUCAUUUCUCGUGUCGGGAUCUCAUGGAUUUCCACGGAGCAAGCCUGCGACAACGUGAAUCAGGAGAUUCCAACGGGCACGAGCUUCGCUUCGGUUGUCAGCGAAGCCGCUUCUGAAUGGAACGAAAAGGUUCUAUCCAAGAUCACCACGACCAAUACCAAUGACACCAGCCUGAGUUUGCUUUACACAUCUCUCUACUUUAUGCAUCUCAUCCCCACGAACCAAACAGGCGAGAAUCCCGGCUGGGAGUCAAAAGAGCCAUAUUAUCAGGAUAUCUUCACAUUCUGGGAUUUAUUCCGCUGCUCUACCUCUCUCAUGCAAGUCCUGCAACCAACUGCCUACGAGGAACAAAUCCGGUCUCUGAUCGACAUCUGGCAACACGAUGGCUAUCUUCCUGAUGCACGGUCAUCCAACUACAACGGCCGUUCACAAGGCGGCUCCAAUGCCGACAAUGUUCUUGCCGACGCUUAUGUCAAGGGGGUACGCGGGUCCGUGAAUUGGGAAGACGGCUACAAAGCCAUGGUCAAAGAUGCCGAAGUCACGCCUCCAAAUAACCCCGUCGACCCCUUGGCGCCAGACUCUUCUACACACGAUGGCCGUGGUGCAUUGCCCGACUGGAUCAGUCUUGGAUACAUAACGCCGAAAUACAGCCGUGCUGUCAGUCGUGCUGUCGAGUACGCUGCUAAUGACUUUAGUCUGUACCAGGUUGCGUCUGGAUUGAAGAAGGGGCAAGAUGCGAAGAAGUACCUCAAUCGAUCUCGCAAUUGGCGUAACCAUUGGAAUCCCAAGCAAACCUCGCUUGGGUUCUCGGGUUUCGUCGUCCCCCGGAAUUCCACCGGCUUCAUCGAGACUGAUCCGUUAGCAGAUAGUGGCUACUGGGGAGAUCCAUACUAUGAAGCGAACUCGUGGGCCUAUUCCUGGGCGGAUGUGCAUGAUAUGCAGCAUCUGAUUAAAUUGAUGGGAGGUGCUGAGACAGUGGUCAACCGGCUGAAUACCAUGUUCACCGAGGGUGCGAGUGGAUCGAGUGGCAUUAUCUUCGAUUCUACCAACGAACCAAUGUUCAACAUCCCAUACCUAUACAACUACGUGGGUCGCCAGGACCUCUCAGUCUCUCAGUCCCGAAAAGUUGCCAAAAGUGACUAUUCCACCGGCGUGUCGGGCCUCCCGGGCAACAGCGAUGCCGGAGCCAUGCAAACAUGGCUGCUAUGGAAUAUGAUCGGUCUGUACCCGAUCACCGGACAAACUACUUUCCUCAUUCACUCGCCCUGGUUUGCGUCAAUGACCAUCGAUCUUGGCGGUACCAAAAAAUUGAAAGUCACCUCGACGGGUGGUGAUGGCAACGGUGAUAAGGAUUUCUACGUGCAAAGUUUGAAAGUCAACGGCAAGCCGUGGAAGAAGAAUUGGCUGACUUGGGAUGAUAUCUUCGCCAAUGGGGGCACACUUGAGUUUGAACUGGGUUCAACUGCCGUGAAUUGGACGACCGGCGAGCUGCCGCCGAGUCCAGCAUCAUAG